CCUCCUACCGUGUGCAGUUCACAUUAUAACAAAAAGAAAAACGUAAUUAUUAAAUAAUGAAACCAUAAAUAAUAUUGUAUUAGUUCGUUUUAUAAAAAAAAUUGACUAUAGUAAAUAUAGUGAACCGGUGAUUUUGGAUUUACAGUUUGAGCUACUGUGCUGAUUGAAAUUUUAUUAAAAAUGAACCUAAAUUUGAAGCUUACAAUCUGCAUCGUCUGCGCGGUGUUCAUUCACACCGCCUACAGUCAAAAUUCUGGAAAUAUCUUCGAGACUGGAGCAAAAUUCCUGCAGAACGGCAGCAAACUAGGAGGAGAUAAACUGAAGGAAACAGGGAGCAAGCUGGUGGAAGGGGGGACUUCUGUGGUCGAAGAAGGCACGCAAGCCUUGAAGAAUUUCAGUAAGGGGGUCCAAGGAGAAAUUGUAGCGGUCAAGCAACCGUUGACCAAAGCGGCAGCUACUAUUGUCUUCAGCCAAUGCGAGCCCGUCAAACAGCUGUUUGGUCUGAAAUACGAACAGCUGGAAGGCGAGAGUGAGCCGGAUGUUAAUUCUCUAACGCUGAAAUACAUAUCGAAGGACGUCAAUGUGAGUUAUAAUAUUAACUCUGCUGCUAAGCUGCUAUCUCUGGAGAAGCAGUAUAACGAUAGAGACCAUCUGAUCAUCUACCUGCACGGGUUCACAGACGACCCUGGCCAGACCAGCUUUCAGACGGUGAAGGAGGCGCUCUUCAGACGAGGAUUAGAUAAUGUAUUGGCACUGGAUGGUGGUCACCUACUCCGCUGGCUGUACCUCCGCUCUACAACCUACGUGAGGUUCCUGGGGGAGAAGAUUGGUGAAGUACUCGCGGCUAUGGUACAUAGUGGUGUGAACCCCGCCACAAUCCACAUCGUCGGCCACAGUUUGGGUUCCCAGAUCGCUGGCUUCACAGGAAAGACCUUCACAAACCUAACCGGGCAGCAUAUAGGCCGGAUAACGGCUUUGGACCCGGCCGGGCCGUGUUUCGCGCAAGUUGAACCGGAUUUGAGAAUUAAAGCAUCUGACGCCGAAUAUGUGGAUGUUAUACAUACAAAUGCUGGUAUUGCGGGCAUGGAAGAGCCCGUUGGUGAUGCAGAUUACUACCCCAACGGAGGUUCAGAGCAGACAGACUGCGUGCUGGCCACUUGCAGCCACAGCAGAGCAUGGUUGCUAUUCGCGGAGUCAGCAGUAAACCCAAAAGCGUUCCCAGCCAUCAAAUGUGAAAGUUGGACUGCAUUCAAAAACGGAACUUGCGACAAACAGAUAAGUUAUAUGGGCCUCCCGUCCAAACCAGGAACAAAGGGGUUGUACUAUCUACAAACACUCGGGGAAGCACCCUACAGCCUGGGGAUGAAAGGGGUGAAAUAUGAGGACGAAGGAGGCAUUGUCAAAACAUUACUUAGUGGUUAAAUAAAAUAGUGUA
Messenger RNA from Achroia grisella, 1435 nucleotides. Its product is annotated as pancreatic triacylglycerol lipase-like. The record is from RefSeq and is a predicted model, not a curated record. The transcript has 8 exons. Lineage: Eukaryota; Metazoa; Arthropoda; Insecta; Lepidoptera; Pyralidae. Bases 181 to 1422 code for a protein of 413 amino acids. Gene Ontology annotation, molecular function: lipase activity.